AUUUCAAAUACUUGAUUUAUUUCAUAAAAUUCAAAUUUCAAAAGUUCCUUAUUUUUUGUAAACAUCAAUUUACUCGUGUAAUAUUGAUAAACAAUUUUUCUAAAAUUAAAAGCUUUAUAAGUGAAUUUAAUUAAGUAAUUCAAAAGCAAACAAGUUUAAGAGCUUUCUCGAAUAACAUUCUAUUGUUUAUAGAGGUCGUGUCAAUCGCUAAAUAGUGAAAAACACAUGAGACUGAAAAAUAUUGUUUAUUCCAAUAAAAUUAAUUAAUAUCGUGUAAAAUGGUCUACAGACAACAAGUUCUAGCGCUUUAUAGAGAAUUAUUGCGAUACAGUAAAGAUUUGAAGCUUACAGAUAAGGAAUACUUUAGACGUUGGGUCAAGGAAGAAUUUAUAAGGAAUAAGGAAGUCAAGGAAGCUCACAUACCUUAUUGUAUGAAACAAGCAAGAGUGUUUAUGCUCGCCAAAAAUGUUCUCUAAUUUAAUUCAACGUAAUCCAGUAACAUUAGUUCGACUUUUUAGUAGUAUAAAGAAGAAGCUUGAUUAUUCUAAAGUUCCACAGCUAAUUGAAACUGAGCUAGAGGAAGAAUUUAUGAGAGGAAGUGGUCCUGGUGGACAAGCAGUACAAAGAACAUCCAAUGCUGUCCAAAUUCGUCAUAUUCCAACAAAUAUUGUCGUCAAGUAUCAUGGAACUAGAUUAUUGUCAAGGAACCGUGAAAUCGCUCGUACCUUAUUGAUUAACAAGCUUGAUGAACUUUAUAAUAAGGAAAUGUCCGUAGAAAAUCAACGUAAAAGGCUGGAAAAAGAAAAGUCUGUGAAACGACACGGUAAAAACGAUAAACUUCGCAGACUUAAAAUAGAGUUUAAGAAGAAUUUGGAAUCAAUAAAGAAUGGCGAGGAAGAUUACACAAAAUAA
Chironomus riparius is the source of this 912-nucleotide messenger RNA. The record is from the annotation of a GenBank genome assembly. Lineage: Eukaryota; Metazoa; Arthropoda; Insecta; Diptera; Chironomidae.